AUGGCGGAAUUAAUGGAAUCUGUCACCAUCAGCGAUGUGAAGCCAUCAGUUGCAUCAACUAUCAGUAAUCUGCCUCGAGAACUCCUGUACAUCAUCCUCUUCCACUGCCACCAAACACAUGAUGUUGUACGAGAAAAGUUCAAUUCCAGCGACGGGGAAAGCUACCUUUCCAUCGAUCAUGCAUCUGGCUCAAGAAACCUUGGCCGCGUUUGUCGUUUGUGGAAGAAUGCUAUCGAGGUCGGGAUGGUCCCGGCGCGGCCAUUCCAUGAAAUCCAACUUAGCGACCAGCAGUUCUUCAGGCUGGUUUCCGAAGACGCUUCGUGCAAAUAUAUGAUGGCCUCUGAUCAAGUAGACCGGAUGGAGCUCCCGGUGCUCUUGAACUACCGGACGCUCACGAUUGUCUGCAAGCAGAUAGAUGAUCCCUACCCACUUGACGCCAUGACUAUUCUAAAUCCACUGGCUACCCCUAAGAAACUAAAUAUUGUCAUCACCGAUGGUCGAACCGUUGAUAUCCGGGAGAUAUUCCAACAUUUCAAGACCCCCUACUUAAACCUCCUCGAAAGUUUACACCUAGAAUUCCUUGCCUCUCGGAGGAGAGUCGACCCGGAUAACGAUAUCAGUAUCAUCGUCUGGGACGGCCGGAUCACCCUCACAUCAUCAAGUGACUUCAUUCCCUCCCUAAAGAUACCCAUCGCAAUGGGCAGAGUAGACUUAUCCAUCAACCACUGGACCGACAAUGCCACCAUCGAUGACAUACCCUGGAUCUUUGGGCAGCUUUGCCGACAUGCGCGGCCACUGGGUAUGGGCUUCCACCUGCUAAAGGUGCAGGACUCGCCCUUCACCGACAAAUGGUGCCGGCAGCGGCCCAGCUGCGCUCUCGACAACACCUUCCUUCGAGAGAUCUGCCUAACCGGCAUCAGCAGCGACGGCUUCCUACGCCUACUCCAGUGCGCCAGCAUCGAGGUCUGGUGCGUCCAAAAUCUACGGAUCAAGUUCCUGCCCACCCAUGACCGUGAGCUAUGCUACUGGGACUACCGCAUCUUCGACAAGACCACCUGGCCAUUCAGGAUCGAGAACACCGAGAGGGAUAUCUGGAGCGACUACGCGGACUUCCUAACAUUCCCGAAACUAUCACUGCGGCGACGCCUAGACGGGCGAAUCCAGGAAGUCGAGAAGCAGCAGAUGCAGGCGCCGUGCCAGAUUGCCUCGCCGGUGGAGGUGGAUCCCGUGGUUGGGUGGCCAUGGCGCGCGGCUCCGGGGGAGGACGCGGAUACCUAUGUCGAGAUCUUUACCGAUGUCGACAAGUAUGUGGGGAGAAGCUUGCGCUGGUCUGGCCUUAAGACGGUGGAGAUUGAGGGUGAAAUCAGCGAUGAGGACAUGGACGGGUUUCAGGAGCUGAAUGCCCUGCAGGAGGAGCCGUUUUUGGAGGUGUUGGGGCCAAUGUCGACGGGGAGGUCUUUAGGGCAUAUGACACGCCCGGAUGCCCUGGAGGAGUCGGAGUAUCUCCCACUACAUUGGUGGGCUGUGCUUGGGUAG
Messenger RNA from Morchella sextelata, 1536 nucleotides. RefSeq lists its product as uncharacterized. Lineage: Eukaryota; Fungi; Ascomycota; Pezizomycetes; Pezizales; Morchellaceae. The coding region runs from base 1 to 1536 and encodes 511 amino acids. The transcript has a single exon. The record is from RefSeq and is a predicted model, not a curated record.